Messenger RNA from Dendronephthya gigantea, 2854 nucleotides. RefSeq lists its product as uncharacterized. Gene Ontology annotation, molecular function: transmembrane receptor protein tyrosine kinase activity; ATP binding. Gene Ontology annotation, cellular component: signaling receptor complex. NCBI's taxonomy places the organism in Eukaryota, Metazoa, Cnidaria, Anthozoa, Malacalcyonacea, Nephtheidae. The coding region runs from base 101 to 2461 and encodes 786 amino acids. Gene Ontology annotation, biological process: positive regulation of kinase activity; protein phosphorylation; multicellular organism development. The record is from RefSeq and is a predicted model, not a curated record. The transcript is spliced from 12 exons.
AUUCCUUUGAAUUGAACGGGGUGAUGAGCUCAUCAAUAGAUAAGUGCUGUUACACGAAUCUGGAAUAACUGCUGUUUACUGUAAUAAAGGCCUAGGAAAAAUGAAGAGAGGCAACGAUGAAGAGGGUGACGAAGAACAAAGAGAUGGAAACACCAGUGAUUUAACUGAGAACGAUGCAUACGAAGAGGUUUACCCUCAGAAUGACAAUAUCAGAUUUGAAUCAAGAAGUGAUGAGUCAAACAUUGGGCGUCCCAGCUUACCACGAAGGGAUUAUAGCUCGCGUUCUAAACAGAACCACCAACCUGCAGUACAUUCCAAUACCAACAAUCAAUCAAGAGGCGAUGGCCUAAACACUGAGGAUCACUCAAGUCUUAGUGAAAUUGACAUAAAAAUAAAUGGAUUUAAAGCUAACACGACAGAGUUCAUUGAAAAAUUAACAAAAAUGAAAGACGAGAAAAGAACCGCAGAAGAAACCUUUAUCAUUUUCCAUCUUUUGAAAACGCGUGAAGAUAGAUCUCCAGUAUUGGAUGGACAACUUGACCAGCUGGCAAUGCUUGCCUGCUGUGACAGCUCUCGUGUUGUACAAAGAGCCCUCGAUGUUCUGCUAAAUGAAAUAUUUCUAAACAUUUCAAAUUUAUCAAGAGAUCGGUGUCAAAACAUAUUGAAAGCCGAAGAGAUACUUCGUUCAACAUUUUUUGAGUUUAUAGAUGUGCAUUGUGAUGAAGCAAAGUGUCAAAGGAUGACAACAUACGCCUGGUUAGUCACGUUAGUCCUUCUGAAGUGUGGCAAAGAGGAAUUACCCCGUCCAAUCCAAUCAAAAAUAAAGGAGUUUGAUGAAAAGCUGGGUGCCCUCCAAAGGCACAAGGACAACUUGGAACGAAGUCUGUACCGGUAUGGUAUUCAUCUUGCCAGGGAAAGCAUUAGGCAAAUUCUUCGAAGACGAAAUGGUAAAGAAUCCCUCAUACCUAACAUCCAAAAGUGUGAAAACCUUCUGAAAAGCAAGUUGAACAAGAAUGAAGUGCUGAAGUUUUGUAGAGAGCUUAGUGAAGCAGACAGUUGGCUAGAUAUCCACGUAUGCCUUGUUUUUUUACAAGAUUUGCCAAAGCAUUAUCAGUUUCAAGACAACCCGAGACCUGUAAUUUUCCUACAGAUGCUGGUUGCACACUAUCGCGAGCGCUACGGUAAACGUAAAUUCAAGGAUUUCUUUCGUAUAUCAAAUCCUGCUUGGCUCUUCGAGGUGUUGUUUUAUCGGGUGAUGCUGAGACUCAUUAGAACAUCAAAUAACAAAGUGAUAAUUGAGCAAAUCUUAAAUGGAGAACAUGGCUGUGGAGGAGUUUUUAAAAACUGGGAAAAAAAUAAAUCCUCGACUGCGGUUCCAAAUGAAUCUGUAGCAAAAUAUUGCGAGAAACUUUGCGAGAGAGCGGUGUUCAUUUCAACAACACAGGAUAUCGAGGGAUUUCUAGCUGGUAGGUGCAUUGAGGACUUAUCCAUUCUUGAGUUAUAUUCUAAACAUAGAGAUAAAAUAUUGGAGAUUGUAAAAGAAUCACGAAAUGAGUUCUUGGAGCAACGCGUCAGUACGUAUGAUGCCUUCAUGAGUGGCAAUAAAUGCUUGCUAAAAUUGCACCUGCACUCAAAAGAAGAAAUACUGGGAAGUGAAUCUGGUCACACCCCCCUGCGAGAAGAAAUUGAGAUCCUCAAAAUUUUAGAUGGCAAUCCCGAACGGUGUGAAAACAUAGUCACCCUUUUCGGCUCAAGCAUUGAGGCUCCGAUGCACGUGAUAGUAGAGAGAACAACGAAAAGUGACCUUUGGACGUACCUUCAAGGCUUCGGCAAACCGCCUGCAGCUAAGGUGCUGCUUCACAUUGCUCGAGAUAUCUGCAAAGCUAUGAUAUAUCUGGGUGAGAACGGGAUAAUCCAUCGUGACCUAUGUGCCAAGAACUGUUUUGUAUUCAUUCGAGAUGCGCUCGAAGGCCCACUCAUCAAACUUGGGGUUUUUCACCUCGCAAUCCAAUCGCUUACUCCUGUGGAGGCCAGUCCUGUAAAAUCAUCGGUAAACGAAUAUUCUCAAAACCAACUUGCCGUUCGUUGGACCGCUGUUGAAGCACUUCGUGACGGGGAAUUCAGUUUUGCAUCUGAUGUGUGGUCGUUUGGGGUACUAUUGUUUGAGGUUUUCACUUUUGGUUCUAAACCCUAUUUCAAUAUGCCAAGCGGCAGGUCUUUGGAACGUGACGAUGAUGUUCGAGGAUAUGUCCUCAACGGUAAAAAACUUGAACUUCAUCCAAAAAUGCCUGAUGUUAUUCAAAAGAUCAUCGAGUCGACCAUGAAAAAGAAAAAUCAAAGACCAACGUUUUUAGCAUUGAAUUCCGAUUUGACGGAAGUGACUUUUAAUGAUGAUGAGAUAUACAUGGAUCCGGCCAACUACAAAAAAAUGCAUCGCUCCAAAUCAUCCACUGUACGCUGACGAGAGAAUGGCGAAUUCCAAGUGAUAUUUCUGGAAGGAUUGACAUACGAAAGAUUACUGUUUAGAUAGUUGUAGCUACUAUAACUGUAUAAUUAUACAGCAACAUACCUAGACAUCAAGGACACAUUGUGAACACGAUCAUUUUUGUUCAUAAUUUAUUUCCAUUGGUCGUCUUUUUAUAUUUUUAGCGUAAGUUCUAUAAUAACAAAAAAAUUUAAUAACCAUAAAUAAGGCCAGAAUCGUCGCUAGUAGGGGUGGUGUUGGGUUUUAAACCCAAAUAAUAAUGGCUGCAGAAGCUGCUAAGAUAAAGUUUUUGCCAGACGGUUCAUAUGUAUGCAUACAGGCAGAUUACAUUACAUGUAGAUUUAGCUAUAACCACAACCGUUUGAAAUA